Messenger RNA from Schistocerca piceifrons (Central American locust), 1455 nucleotides. RefSeq names its product leucine-rich repeat extensin-like protein 5. Lineage: Eukaryota; Metazoa; Arthropoda; Insecta; Orthoptera; Acrididae. The coding region runs from base 1 to 1455 and encodes 484 amino acids. The transcript has a single exon. The record is from RefSeq and is a predicted model, not a curated record.
AUGCACGGCAGCUACCCCAUCACUGGUGAAGAGCAGCCAUUGCCGCCUGCACUGCCACCGCCGCCAUCGCCGUCGCCACUGCUGCCUCGAACCACCCAAGGCGUUGAGAACAUCGCUGCUGAAGAGAAACCGCUGCCGCUCACCACCGCAGGCGGCGGUGACAUCGUAGCUGAUGAAGAGCCACCGUCCCCCACUACCUUGGACAGUGGCAAGAUCAGUUAUUUCGAUGAGCUGCUGGCUCCCACCAUCUCUGCUGGCAGCUGCAACUACUUUUGUGAAGAGCCGCCGCUUCCGACCACCUUGUGCGGUGCUGAGCCGUUGCCUCCCACCGUCCUUGGCAGCGGUGACACUGAUGCCCCUGUUGACCCACUGCCACCCACCACCCCAGGCACUGGUAAUGUCAUAGCUGAUGACGAGCCACCAUCCCCCACUACCUUGGACAGUGGCAAGAUCAGUUAUUUCGAUGAGCUGCUGGCACCCACCAUCUCUGCUGGCAGCUGCAACUACCUUUGUGAAGAGCCGCCGCUUCCGACCACCUUGUGCGGUGCUGCUAACAUCAUUGCAGAUGAGACACUGCUCCCCACCAUCUUGGGGAUAUGUGAUGCAAGUGGUAAUGAAGAGCCGUUGCCUCCCACCAUCCUUAGCAGCGGUGACGCUGAUGCCCCUGUUGACCCACUGCCACCCACCACCCCAGGCACUGGUAAUGUCAUAGCUGAUGACGAGCCACCAUCCCCCACUACCUUGGACAGUGGCAAGGUCAGUUAUUUCGAUGAGCUGCUGGCACCCACCAUCUCUGCUGGCAGCUGCAACUACCUUUGUGAAGAGCCGCCGCUUCCGACCACCUUGUGCGGUGCUGCUAACAUCAUUGCAGAUGAGACACUGCUCCCCACCAUCUUGGGGAUAUGUGAUGCAAGUGGUAAUGAAGAGCCGUUGCCUCCCACCGUCCUUAGCAGCGGUGACGCUGAUGCCCCUGUUGACCCACUGCCACCCACCACCCCAGGCACUGGAAACGUCAUAGCUGAUGGCGAGCCACCAUCCCCCACUACCUUGGACGGUGGCGAGAUCAGUUAUUUCGAUGAGCUGCUGGAACCCACCAUCUCUGCUGGCAGCUGCAAUUACCUUUGUGAAGAGCCGCCGCUUCCGACCACCUUGAGCGGCGCUGCUAACACCGUCGAAGACGAGACACCUCUCUGCACCAUCUUGGGGAGCUGUGAAACAACUGGUUAUGAAGAGCAGCCGCCCCUCACCAUCUUUGGCGGCAGCAAGACCACCCCUGAAGUAUCUCUGUUGGUGCCUUUAGUGGAUGUUACACCAUCGCCCCUACAGGGCGUGCUUCUCACUGGCCCUCCCAGAAAGCAGGCCUUCCCUAAUCUUUGCACAAAGAAAAAAGCAUCUAAUCCGCCUCUUUGUCUUCGUGGGCCUCCACCUUUCACUGCCUUUAGGAACAAAAAGUAA